Acanthosepion pharaonis is the source of this 750-nucleotide messenger RNA. The record is from the annotation of a GenBank genome assembly. Lineage: Eukaryota; Metazoa; Mollusca; Cephalopoda; Sepiida; Sepiidae.
AUGUUCAUUGUGGAAGACAGGAAUUAUAUAGUAACAACGCGCAACGCGCGUGCACCUGACGUAGACUGUCAGCCAGUCUCUUUUUGCCUCUUCUUACUUAACAUCGACGCAUUCAAUGCUCAUGGCUCUCUAUUUACCCACCCACAGAAUGCUCAUGGCUCUCUAUUUACCCACCCACAGAAUGCUUACAGCUCUCUAUUUACCCACCCACAGAAUGCUCAUAGCUCUCUAUUUACCCACCCACAGAAUGCUUACAGCUCUCUAUUUACCCACCCACAGAAUGCUCAUGGCUCUCUAUUUACCCACCCACAGAAUACUUACAGCUCUCUAUUUACCCACCCACAGAAUGCUUACAGCUCUCUAUUUACCCACCCGCAGAAUGCUCAUGGCUCUCUAUUUACCCACGCACAGAAUGCUUACAGCUCUCUAUUUACCCACCCACAGAAUGCUCAUGGCUCUCUAUUUACCCACCCACAAAAUGCUUACAGCUCUCUAUUUACCCACCCACAGAAUGCUCAUGGCUCUCUAUUUACCCACCCACAGAAUGCUCAUGGCUCUCUAUUUACCCACCCACAGAAUACUUACAGCUCUCUAUUUACCCACCCACAGAAUGCUUACAGCUCUCUAUUUACCCACCUCCCGAAUGCUUACGGCUCUCUAUUUACCCAGCCACAGAAUGCUUACAGAUAUCUAUUUUCCCACCCACAGAAUGCUUACGGAUCUCUAUUUUCCCACCCACAGAAUGCUUAG